CCUUACUAUAAAGGGCUUUCAAACUGCUUCAGAGAGGGUACCCGUCGUUUUCCUCCUUUCCAAAUCAAUCGCCGUUGACCAGUCUCAAACAAACUGAACCGGGGCCAUGGAUCCUUUCCGCUCUGCCGCCCUCUACUCCUCCGCCCCAACCUCCGUCUCUUCUGUCAUCCCCCAUGAUCUCGAUUUCCGCAGCAGGAAGGCCAGCCCCUGUUGGCAUCCUCCUCGUCGGGAGCUCCUCCUCUUCCGUUGCGCCGACAGCUCCACCCGCCCUCCUCCGCCCAAGCGGCAGCCGGCUGCGAUGAUGCUGUCCCUCUUCGACAGCCUCAAAGACAGCCUCACCAUCGACGUGGCUCGCGCCGAGGGCCGGCCCCUCGACGUCCCCCUUGCGCGCCCCUUCACUAUCGCCUCCUCCCGGCUCGACCGCGUGGCAAAUGUUGCCGUCCGUGUGCAGUUGCGCAAUGGCAGUGUGGGAUGGGGAGAGGCCCCCGUGCUACCCUCGGUCACCGCGGAGGACCAGCCCGCUGCACUGGCAGCUGCCGCCGCGGCCUGCAGCGCCCUCGUUCAGAGCCUGCCUAUGACGCUCGGAGAUGUGCUUCGCGAAGUCGGCCGCUUGCUUCCGGGUCAUGAUUUCGCUUCGGUAAGAGCAGGAGUUGAGAUGGCACUGAUUGAUGCUGCAGCUAAUAGUAUUAGAAUUCCUCUUUGGAGAUUGUUUGGUGGAGCAUCAAAUUCUAUUACAACAGACAUAACAAUUCCAAUUGUAUCUCCAAGUGAAGCUGCUGAAUUGGCUGCUAAGUAUUGUAGACAAGGGUUUAGCACAUUGAAACUGAAGGUGGGGAAGGACUUGAACUCGGAUAUUGAAGUUCUAACAGCAAUUAGAUCAGUUCAUCCUGAUUGUUUGUUUGUUUUGGAUGCAAAUGAAGGCUAUAAGGCUCAUCAAGCAAUUGAAGUUCUAGAUAAGCUUCAUGCUAUGGGUGUCACUCCUAUUCUAUUUGAGCAGCCUGUUCAUAGAGAUGAUUGGGAAGGUCUCCAUCUUGUUAGCCAUGUUGCAAAGGAUAAAUAUGGUGUAUCUGUUGCUGCUGAUGAAAGUUGCAGGAGUGUGGAUGAUGCUAAUAAAAUUAUACAGGGAAGUCUUGCACAUGUAAUCAACAUCAAACUUGCUAAGCUUGGUGUUAUUGGUGCGUUUGAGGUCAUCAAUAUUGCUAGAGAAGCAGGCAUUGCUCUUAUGAUUGGUGGAAUGGUUGAAACAAGACUGGCAAUGGGCUUUGCUGGUCAUCUUGCUGCUGGCCUUGGUUGCUUCAGUUUCAUUGAUCUUGACACACCACUUCUUCUUGCUGAAGAUCCUGUUAUUCAAGGUUAUGAAGCUUCUGGUUCAGUGUACAAGUUCGACAAUUCAAGAGGCCAAGGUGGCUUCCUCUGUUGGGGCAAUGUCUGACGAGGUGGGCAGUUGACCUUCUUGAUUAUUUUUCUGGUGGACAUGGAUAUCGUAUCGAUGGAGGUAACAUUCUCUGAAAAUGUUAUCAGACACUUCAAAUCUAUAAGUUGCAUGUAGUUAUCAUGUUAAUCUGGCUUGUGAGACAUUUUCAUUUAUGUUAAUUCAUCUUUCAUGUGGAUGAUUUAGAUAACAAUGAUAAAAUAAUGAAGAGAUUCAACAAUCAUA
Zingiber officinale is the source of this 1657-nucleotide messenger RNA. Its product is annotated as L-Ala-D/L-amino acid epimerase-like. NCBI's taxonomy places the organism in Eukaryota, Viridiplantae, Streptophyta, Magnoliopsida, Zingiberales, Zingiberaceae. The transcript has 7 exons. The record is from RefSeq and is a predicted model, not a curated record. The coding region runs from base 107 to 1432 and encodes 441 amino acids. Gene Ontology annotation, molecular function: racemase and epimerase activity, acting on amino acids and derivatives.